UUACUUGUAGUAAAGCCGACAGCUUAAACCAUGUGUAGGCCCUGAGACGGUUUAUGUCACUAAUUGAAAGAAUGAUAAGAUUUGUGUCAAACAUAUUUCAUGUUUUUUCUAUUUUCUUUAAAUUCUUCGUCAUAUAUCACACCUGGAACACCUGCCUCCACCGUCGGUUUGAUUUAAAAGAACAUAGUUGAUAAGAUUUUUGUCUGCAUUUAAGUCGCUUGAACAUUAAGUUCAGCGACGAAAACCUCGUCUUAUAAGAGAGCUGAAUCUUCACACACUCUGUCCCAUGUUUCCUGCUCCCCGUUAGGGGCUGAGUCUAGUCGUCUGCAUAUGAAGCACCCGGUGCGACAGAGAUACAUUUCUUGGUGUCGAGUAAAGCAGAAUACGUUUGAAGGGAGACCAUACAUCUGGGCCAUUUUGUCUCACCCAUACCCAGCAACGUCCGAGGUCUUUCCAGAAUUUAGCCGUAUCUUUAAUUUUUAGGGAAAAUUCUGAAUUUGCAUCGCAUCCCAUUUCCUGCCUCCUCCUCCUCCUUUGCGCAUCCCGUCAUCCAGUGCGAGACCUGGCCCCCUGUGCCGUCCUCCCCUUUGUUUGCGUCUGCGGCGGUGCCGACCGACCUGCGUCUUCGCACCGAGUUCUUCCCGAUCUUUCUCCGAAAUUUACGUUCAACGAGAGUAAGCCGAUCCUCCAAAGGGUUGUGGAGCUCUCCACAAGCCUCUAAUCCAGGUAGCUUUGACUCCUGAGGAGACUGACGCAGGUUGCCUGCUGGAUCACCAUGGCCGAGGCUGCUGACUACGCCCUUCUGCAGCGGCCUGUGCCAUCCAACCAGACAGGGGUGCGCCAGAUCAUUGAAUGCUUCACUGCUGGCACAGAAGACAUCAAGCGGCUGCUGCUUCACGAGGCAGACGUGAUCCUGGAGUGCCGAGUUUGCCGCAGUCUGUACCGAGGUCUGCUCAACUUCGUGUCCCACAAACAGGAAUACUGUGCCAUGCCCUUCAGCGAAUAUGAACAGCAGCGACUUGGUAUGUCUGGGACUGGGUCGUACUUCAUGGACACACCCAUGGCUCCAAAAGCAGACACAUCUGCAGAGACGUCAAUCACAGACAGUCUCUUACAGGGGGAAAGUCUUGUCGUGGUGUUACCUGAGCCGCCACCUGAUGACCCGCAGCCUAUUGUUGGCUCUGCAGCUGAGAACUACAGUAUAGAAUUCCAGUCCAUCCCAGGGACAUCCCAGGCUGUCUACCAGAGGGUGACCAGGCCAAAAUUUGUCGCGGGAUCAACCCCAAACAGUCGUAGCCCUGAAAACAGUAGCAGAUCAGGCAAGUUCGCAAAGAUUAGUCCACCGGAAUGCACCACAUCUGACUACGAUCCCAUCCGGGCAUACUGUCGCCUGUGCGACAAGACCUUCUCCUCUCGCCGCAACGUGCGCCGCCACAUGGUGGAAGUUCACAAGAAGACCCUCCCCGGCAGAACAAUCAUUCCAAGUAAGAGUGGGGACUUUGAUCUGGAAAAACUGAUUUGUCGCCUCUGUAAGAAAACCUUCAUCUCAAAACAGAGCAUCAGACGACACAUGGUGGAGCAUCACGGCAAGUCACUGGAGAUAGAGCCAUCCACAGGAACUGAAGAGAAGACCACCUCCCCAUCAUCCUCUACAUCCUCAAAGUCUGAAGAAGAGCAUGACAGAGACACAAAGAAAGGCGAAAAGAAAGAUGAUGAUGAUGGAAGGGAAGAGGAGGAAAAAGACAAUGAAAAUCAUGCUGCAAAUGACAAGGACAAUGACUCUUCUUCUGACAGUGAUGAAGAAGAUGAUGAAGAAAGUGACAAGGACAAUGAUGAGGAGAAUGAUGCAGAAAGUGUAUCAAAAGACUUAAAGGUUAAACAAAACAUGUGCCAGCAUUGUGACAAAGGUUUCAGUAGUAAAGACACCUGGAAGAAGCACAUGGUAGAUGUUCAUGGUCUGGACCCCGAUGGUGAUGAUCCCGACAAAGAUUCAGAGGAGGAAGAUGAUGAUGAUGAUGAUGAUGAUGACGAUGACGAUGAUGAUGACGAUGAUGAGGAUAAAGAUCAGACAACACCAUCUCGUCCGCCCAGCACGAGCUCAAGUGGCACACCUAAACUCCGCAGCAGCUAUGACAUGGAUCGGAAGUGCUGCAUUGUGUGUGAUCGCUAUUUCACCACGAAGAGGAACCUUAUCCGCCAUAUGGUAGACGUCCACAAGAGACCUAUGUCACAGUUUAAGAUUGGUGCUGAAUAUGACAAGCUGCUGUCUCACUGUGAUCUGAAGCGAAAAAUGUGUCUCAUCUGCAAAAAAGUGUUUGCAUCCAAGAGGAACACCAAAAGGCACAUGGUAGAUGUUCACAAACAGCAGCCCAGUGUGAAGCUGCAGAAAGACAACGGUCCUGAAUCCUCCAGCUCGGAACCAUCGACUCCUACUGAAGAGAAGCCAGCGGGUAAAACAACAAAGCUGCAGGCAAGCUAUGAUUUGGAGAAGAAGGAAUGUCUCAUCUGCAAGCGCAAGUUCAGCAGACAGCUCAACCUCCUCCAGCACAUGAAUGCCCAUGGUCGCCCAGUCAAGUUCUUCCGCUGCCCGUUCUGUGCAUACGAGACGAGGGAGAAGCGCCACGUGCUGCGCCAUGCUGGUAGCGUCCACAAAAAAGGCCCAAAAGACCUGCAAAAGAUUCACACCAGUUUGAAAACACGGGCAGUCAUGCGCAUGAUUGGUCCUGAUGGCAAGGUAAAGCCCAUGGUGCAGCCAAGCUCAAAAUCAGAGACUGAGAAUGGGAAUGGGAAUGAGGAAAACGCCCCUGCUACAGGAAACGAGGUAAAGAUAUCAGAGGCUUUGACCCUACACAAGUGCAAUGUGUGUAAGCGGGCAUUUGCCAACAAGGGGACAUACUGCAAGCAUAUGAAGUGGAUGCAUGGCAGAAACAUCAAGCAAGAAGAAAACUCUGCAAAGAAAGAAGAACAGACAAAUUCUUCUACCAAAAAAGAAAAGGAAGGCCAUGAAAAACAGAGCAUCACCAGCCAGUCUGCAGGGUCAAAGAAGUCUGGAACAGGUGUGACCAACAAACAAGAGGAGAACUCUGCCAAGAAAGAGGAACAGACAAAUUCGUCUACCAAAAAAGAAAAAGAUGCACAUGAAAAACCGAGUAUCACAAACCAAUCUGCAGUGUCAAAGAAGUACGGGACAGGUGUGACCAAAAUCAUGGAUGUACCGAACUUGAAAUGCCUGAAGUGCAACAAGAAGUUUAGUGGACCACAGGUGCUACAAAGACAUGUGCGACUCCACAUGUCUCAGGACUAAGUUUUGGUCAAUCGUCAGCACAGAUUAGACUUUGACAUUCUCCUUGCUGCCUGAAUUGAUUAGGCCUAGGAAAUGUUGUAUUUCUGGUCACAGUCCUGAAAAAGUUAGAGUUGGAAACUAGGAUUCUUGUUUUUUUGUGUGUUUUUGUUUAGAUUUUGGCAGAAGUGAUCGAACAAAUGCAGUUAAGCAAUGUAAAGCUGUACAACUAUGUUAUACAAGCACAAGUAUAUUUAUAACCUAAACAAUGGAGUACAAUGUUCAUUACAGUUACUUUAAUACAUCAAUUUUUCGAAGCCUAAGUCUGUUAACAGAGUGAAAAAUACAUAUUAAGUCUGUUUUGUAUUUCAUCACUUAAAUGUCUGAUCAAAAAGUCUAUGUCCCAUGUCACCUUCGGUUGACCAAAAAAGAGGUCCAGGUUUCGUCUGGUACCCGGAAACACAACAUUUUUUUUCUAGGUUGUACCAAUACAAUAUGUGGUGCCAAAGGCUACUUCAGCAGGGAGAAGGUUGAAUGGUCUAAAAAUUCCCAACCGUUGAGAAUGUCAUAUUGCCUGCCCACUGUUGGUAAAAGGAAUGAAACAAAACUCUGAAAUAAGAGAGAAGCUGUAGGAGUCAAACAUAAACUGUAAUCUCCAACGCAAAAAUUCGACUUUCUACAAAUUUUGGACUUUUCAAGUCCAGUCCAUGUCAACGAAGGAGAAGUCCACUGCUUCUGUGAUGUCAUGUUAUACAGAUAGAACAUUUGACUCUGUCACACAAGCAGUGGAUUGCUCAUUCCUAGACAAAGAGGAGUUGGAAAGUAAAAAAUUUGGGUAAAUCCAUUUUUUGUGUUGGAAAUUACAGUUCAACUUUGGUCCAGAAUCACUUCUACCAACACAGAUGAACUUUCAAGUUAAAUUGUAGGCUUGUCUCCAUCAAACUACCUUCAUUUUAAACAUGAUGAUGAAAACAGAUGGUAGCCUAUGUUUGGGGCUAGAUCACAGAUGAAAUGGUGAAGACGGAAAUGUUGCUGCAUAUUAUGACUUGUACACGUCCAGUACAAUGUCGACGGAUUAGAUGACUAUCAAAUAUGACCCAAACAAUGCCAACUCCUUUAAAAAUAUAAUAAGAUGAUAAGAGUCAAUGGAAUUUCAUGAACUGUUCUUAAACUGAUGGGUUUGCUGAAUACAUGUAUUUGAAGAUGUGAAAUCCAUGUAGACAAUAGAAGGGAAUAGUAAAUGUAAAGUAAAGGUAGAAAGAUCUUCAUGAAUAUAAUGAAGUUAUGCUGCAUUUAUGAUGGAAUAUGUUAAUGUUUUUAUGCACUCGGAGGUUGGAUGUUUGCAUUACCGACAUUAUUCUAACAGAAGAUUUUUUUUUUAAUGUAGUGCAAAUCUCUCUUGAAUGUACUGUAUACUUUCCUCUGAACUUGGUGAUUCUGUGAACACCACAGGGCUGUCGUCAGGAUCUGUCCCUCCGUCCUGGGAUGGAAAUUUGCUUCUUGGGAUACACAAAAAGUUCACACCAUCUGUCCCCAAACUGCUGACAUGAAUUGACUGGUAAUGCCAGAUUUCAGAAUAAAAUUAACAACAUGGAUUCCCUUACAAUAAGUGCAAUGGCCAAAAAAUUAAAGCUGGAGACAGCUCUGGAAUACCAUCUCUGUUUGUUACCAGUGCCAAGUAAGGGCAGUCCCCAUCUGCAAAGUUCCUGUGGUUUGUUAACCUUAAACAUAUGGUUGCAGAUCUGAAUGUUUGGAACUUCCUCAUUGUUGUUCACCAUUGUUUAGGAGUUGUCCUUGAGUCAGUGUGUUCUGUCUGUUGGUACGAAUAGGACAUAGGGACAUAAGCAUUACUUUUGGUGUAUAACGUAUAGUUGUAUAUACAAUGGAAAAAUAUUAUCAUAUUCCCUGGUUGCAGAUGCUUCUAGAUGCCCUUUCCUUACGAAAUGCUCCAAUGUUCUCAGCUGUCCGAAUCGUAAGCAAACACCAUUUAUUACUCCAAAUGGACAUACAAAAUGCAAGAGUGUGCUGUAGGAAGCCCUGGUAUAUCCCCCUCUCAAUACUAUAGCCACCAGUCUCUAAACGCAAGACGUAUUAUGGAAUGGUUUUAUAAUUCGUUCCCAGAAUGGCCCUCAGUCAGUAGUUUCUUAGCGAACAGGCCGAUGUGCCAUAAGAGACUUGCUUCUUUCAUAAGUAUGCUGUAUAUCAUUGUGUGCAGGGAGAGAAGCACAGUUCAGGAUGGGCUUGCCUAUGGUGCUACUAGAAAACUAGUUAUCAAAAUAGCUGCUUGGAGUACAGCUUCACAAAGACAGUUUGCACCAACCUAUGGUCAAUCUUAAUGCUGUAUUUCAGUAUUAGCAGAAUGAUUCCACAUAUCAAAUGGUAGUGUUAUGUUGAUUGUUUGCCAUUAGAACAGAAAUACAUGUAGCAAUGUCUUGCAAAGCUGCCUUCCCUUAAAAUGGAAAGAAAUGCAUUUUGAAUGUCAAGUUAUUUGCACAAUCCCAUCAGUUGUUGGGUUCCCAGAGGAUGUGCAUAUCAUCAAAUCACAUGGCCGAAGACAAGAAAACAUAAAGUAGAAAGUCAAUCUGUUUAGUCAUUGACAUUACCUGAUUACAGGGUGUGUUUCAUCUUUAUGCAAAACAUGGGGAAAUAGAACAGAAACUUUACUACUGAGUAGUUGCCAUUGGUGUUCUCUGACUUCCUCUCAUUCAUUCAUCUGUCUUAUGAAUCUCCAUCUUCCACCAUCAAUUGAUAUUUGCAACUGUUUUCCUAUAUGUAGCCCUACUUUUUUUAAACCUUGUAACAUUACAUGAUUGUGUAUAUUUAUUUUUUCGUCAGCUUUGUUUAAAUCAGAUGAUGUGCAAUAUGUAAUGUUUAGUAUUUAAGUGAUUGUUUUGCUGUUUUGGAUGAUAUAGCAGCUUCAAUGUCAGGUGAAACAGACCAGUACUAAUUUUUCCACUUUUCACAAACAUAGCCAUGUCAAAGUCUCACAACAUGUUCCCAAGUUACUCUAUGAUAGGUGUCCAUGGUUUUUUCAAUGUGCCACAACCUCACAGAUAUUUCUACAUUGACAUGUUAUCACACGUUCCUAUUUUCUGCUGUGUGGAAAGAAAGUCUUAUCGUAAAUUGCCAUGUACCUCAAGAAUGGCCAUACUGUAGUCUUAUUUGUUGGCAGUAGAUGGAAUGCACUGUCAAUGAUAUCCCAAAGAAACCUCAAAACCCCAUUCCACUAGGGCGAACAGGGAUUUCAUAAAAUGAUAGUAAAACUAUUUUUUUUUACGCUUUAUGUGUUUUGUAAUCCUUUCAGUCAUACUUUUGGAUGGUGUCGAGGGGUUACAGAAAUCCAUUUAACAUGUAGGUUGCAGCGAGACCGCUGGGCAAUCACUAUCUAGUGGAAUGGGGACUUCAUUCUAUAGCUGGACUGUAUUCACAUAUGUUUGGAAUCUGAACUCCAGUGUGAAUUUGUCGCCGUGUCAAUACGUCAAUAACGUAUGUCAGGACAGUCCACUACUUGAUAUGAAAAAGCUCAUUCAACUGAUGUUUUAAACUGAAUGCGUAUUAGCAAGAAUGUUACACAUCAAUCAAACACGAGUUACAGGAGGAUUGGUACCAUUUUUUUUUUAAUGCUAGGUCACCUUCAGCCGCAGGUAACUCAUAUCUAUUGUUUUUAAAAGUGGAAUUCAGGGAAAUCAAUUCGAAGGAAGGUGGUUUUAAAUUGCAGUACUUGUAUUUUCAAAAUAUUGCAGUUUGAAACCACGGUCCAUUGCCAUUUAUAUCCGUGAAUGCUGUUUUUAGAAAUAACAGAUAUAGGUUGCCCCUCUGGAUAAAUGUGAACUAACAUGAUGUUGCUGCACAUUUUACCAGUAUUGUUAUUGGCAACUCAUAUAUCCUCUGUGAUAUCACAAAACAUUAUUACAUUAUAUUCAACUCAUGUAUUUUUACUGUCCAAGCUGAGGUUGGUAGGGAAGAUUGUGACUUGGUGGAAAGAAAAUGGGACAUAUGAAGAAAAGGUCACAAUCGUCCUCCACCCACCUCUGCUUGGAGAGUCACUGUGUUAUUUUUUCCCAAGUAUGAAGAGUAUAGUUAUAACGUAGAGGUGAAAUAUGUACUAAGCACAUAUUCAGGAUAUUGUAGAUUUAUGUUCAAGUUCUAAAUGUUGAUGUUGAAAAGAAAGUAGCCAGUGAAGGUUUUGCACAACCCUCGUAGAAAGACAGUGUUUGAGCUCUUCUUUAAAGUCAACAAGUGUUAUUAUUAAUUAUAUAUAUUGUCUAUAAAGGAUAGAUCAAAAUGGAAAGUUGCUAAGAUUUAGCUGUCAAUGACUUGCAGCUCCUAAAAUGCUAGUUUACCUUUAUCUGAGGGGUAACCUUUACCCAUAAAAACGGAUAUCAAGUUGAAAAAUGGUUUCAAAGUACAAUGUACAAUGUACUGCAGUUUGAAACCACUGAACACUUGAUCUUGAUAUCCCCAAGUACCCUUUUUUUAGAAACAACAUAUAUAGGUUACCUCUUGGAUAAAGGUGAACUAACAUUUCAUUUUCCAAAAAUAUGUUUUGGUCAAAAGAACUGUUGUGUACCUUGAUCUUCAGUUAGAGGUGUAAUAUUGUACAUAGAAUAUACUGAAGGGAUGUAUUUCACCAGUGUCAAAGCCAUUUGCAGUUUUCUGAACUAAGCCAUUGUGGACAUGUUUUGAGGAUGUUUUACUCAAUGUGAGAGACUUUUACUGUACCUGUCAAGCCAGUUGGAAAAUGGAUGUAACUCAAGAUGUAAUAAUGUUGAUACAUGAAUGAAAAGAUAGGUUUCCAGUAGUGUAUGUACUUAAAAGAAUGUCAUUAUACCUGCCAAAUUGUCACAUUCCACAGCUGUAGUACAACAUCACUCACCAGAGUUGUUAUGGAUGCUUUGUGGAGCAUUGUACAUUACAUUGGUAUUAGAUGUAAAC
Molecule: messenger RNA, 8215 nt
Organism: Branchiostoma floridae (Florida lancelet)
Lineage: Eukaryota; Metazoa; Chordata; Leptocardii; Amphioxiformes; Branchiostomatidae
Product: zinc finger protein 800-like
Exons: 2
Coding region: 776-3304 (842 amino acids)
Source: RefSeq, a predicted model, not a curated record